AUGGCCUCCGUAACUAAUGCUAGGUUGCCCGUUAGAGUAUUGAAAUUGGAAACUUCAAUCUUUUCCCAUCGCUCAACACCUCAAUUGAUCGUCGAAACAGAACGCGUCCCUUUAGUUUUCUUAUUGCCGCGCAACCCGACUUUCGAAAGCAUGGAAAGUAUCAACGAUACCCCGGAUGCUGUUUUUGGCGACAGGGUUCGCCGCUUCCAGGAAUUCCUGGAUACGUUCUCGAGCUACAAGGAUGCCAUCCGGUUCGUGCAGCUCCACAACCUGUCAGACCAAGCAUUCUCGCAAGACCCAACUAAAUUGAAAAGUGAGGUCGAGGGCAAAGUUUCCCAGCGGAUCACUGUCUCCCUGGAUGACUUGCGGGAGUUCGACAGGUCGUUUUGGGCUGGAAUUCUAAAUAUGCCUGCCCAAUACGUCCCUGCGGCAGAACGGGCCCUUAGCGAGACAGCAAUGACCCUGGAAGAGUCACCAGCUGGCAAUUUGGGCAACUUGCUGGCUCAACAGUGGAAGCUGUCCUUUCGCGGCUCUUUUGGUGCGCAUGCUCUAUCUCCUAGAACCCUGAACUCCCACCACCUGAACAAGCUCAUUUCUGUCGAAGGCAUCGUUACAAAGGUCUCACUGGUGAGACCCAAGCUCCUUCGCUCUGUUCAUUACGCUGAGAAAACCGGAAGGUUUCACUACAGGGACUAUCGCGAUGCCACUACCACUCUAACGACUCAGAUCCCAACCCCAGCCAUUUACCCAACAGAAGACCCAGAGGGUAAUAGGCUCACAACAGAGUAUGGAUACUCCACAUACGUAGACCACCAGCGUAUCACAGUCCAGGAAAUGCCCGAGAAGGCGCCCCCUGGUCAACUUCCACGUUCCAUAGACGUCAUCAUGGAUGAAGACCUUGUCGACAAGGCUAAGCCAGGUGACAGGAUCAACAUCGUCGGCAUCUACAAGUCCCUAGGUGGCGGUGGCCUAAGCGCGGGUAGUGGAGGCAAGGACCAGACUGGCGCGCUGUCUGGUUUCAGGACUGUUAUACUAGCAAACACAGCAUACCCGCUGCACGCAAGGUCUACAGGUGUGGCCGCUAGACAAGCGCUCUCAGACUCAGACAUUAGAAACAUAAACAAGCUCUCCAAAAAGGACGACAUCUUUGACCUUUUGUCCCAGUCCUUGGCGCCCUCAAUCUAUGGUCAUGAGCAGAUUAAGAAAGCCAUUCUCCUCAUGCUUAUGGGCGGUGUCGAGAAAAACCUGGAAAACGGUUCGCAUUUAAGAGGUGAUAUCAACCUUCUUAUGGUUGGUGACCCAUCUACAGCGAAGUCGCAAUUACUGCGCUUUGUCCUGAACACAGCAUCUCUAGCAAUCGCAACAACCGGUAGAGGGUCAUCCGGUGUUGGUUUAACUGCUGCCGUGACCAUGGACAGGGAGACAGGCGAAAGAAGGUUGGAGGCUGGUGCAAUGGUUCUCGCCGAUCGAGGUAUUGUGUGCAUUGAUGAAUUCGACAAAAUGAGCGACGUGGACCGUGUUGCAAUCCACGAAGUAAUGGAGCAACAGACCGUCACAAUUGCCAAAGCAGGUAUACACACUACGCUGAACGCACGUUGUAGCGUCAUUGCUGCUGCAAACCCAGUCUUUGGCCAGUACGAUCUGAAUAAAGACCCACACUACAACAUCGCGCUUCCAGACUCGCUGCUAUCUAGAUUCGACUUGCUGUUUGUUGUUACCGACGACAUCAAUGAAAACACGGAUAGAGCAAUCAGCGAGCAUGUCCUGAGGACACAUCGAUACUUGCCGCCCGGCUACCUGGAGGGUGAACCAAUUCGAGAAGCAAUCAAUUUGUCCCUUUCGGUAGGUGAAGACACUGAAGCUAACAACGAGGAAGAAGAUGAUGACGACGACGAGGGUAGGGUGUUUGAAAAAUUCAAUCCGUUGCUUCACGCGGGUGCUAAAUUGGCGAGAAAUAAAGGUAACAGACAAGGAACCGAGCUGCCGCAAAUUGUGUGCAUCCCAUUUCUGCGCAAAUAUGUUCAAUACGCAAAAGAGAGAGUUGUUCCGGUGCUUACACAGGGCGCAGUUUCCCUCAUUGUCAAGGCCUAUACCGAAUUGAGGAAUGAUCAAAACACCAAAAAAUCUCCUAUCACAGCAAGAACUUUAGAAACACUUAUCAGAUUAUCUUCUGCUCACGCGAAGGUGAGGCUGUCUAAAACCGUUAAUCGUGCUGAUGCCCGUGUCGCUUCACAACUAUUGAGAUUCGCUUUACUCGGAGAAGACGAUCUAGGGGCCGAGUUUGAUACGGAUGAUAACAACGAAAGGUCGCCUACAAAAUCUCCGCGCAAGAGACAGAGAGUGAGAAACGCUACGGCCGCCGCAAGAGACCUACAGUCAUCUCCCACUAGAGCUCCGAACUUAAGUACCAGUACUCCUACUAGGACUGACCUAAGGAGAAGAUUAUAUUCAGAUGACGAAAGUGAACAGGAGAUUCAAGCUUCAGGCAUCCAGGAGGAUGACGAAUUUAUGCAACAAGACGAGUCGGAUAUGACUGCGCUGCCGGCCGACCAAGAAGAAGAUCUGCAGCAAAGAUUACAGAGGGGGUUACGUGUAUCGCCACGGCGCCAAGAAUCACAACGGGCGAGUACUCCAGUUACCGAAGACGGCAGACACGUUCUUUUGCCCUCAGAAAACUUCAGAAGUCGGCCAAUUCUCGCUGCUGAUCAAUCGAUCGACGACCAGGACCUUGUUUCAGCCGAAGAGAUGGCUCCGGGUGCGAUUUCCACCAGUCGACUGUCGCUCUUUUCAGGUAUUAUUGCGCGCUUAAUGCAAACAGACCUUUUCGAGGACGAGUCCUACCCAGUCGCAUCCCUGUUAGACAAAAUCAAUGAAGAGCUGUCCGAAGAAGACAAAUUUUCCGCUCCUGAAUAUCUAGCUGGCUUGAAGGUUAUGAGCGACAGAAAUAAUCUGAUGGUAGCAGAGGAAAAGGUUUGGAGAGUAUAA
Molecule: messenger RNA, 2985 nt
Organism: Lachancea thermotolerans CBS 6340
Lineage: Eukaryota; Fungi; Ascomycota; Saccharomycetes; Saccharomycetales; Saccharomycetaceae
Gene: MCM3
Product: MCM DNA helicase complex subunit MCM3
Exons: 1
Coding region: 1-2985 (994 amino acids)
Biological process (GO): DNA strand elongation involved in DNA replication; mitotic DNA replication initiation; double-strand break repair via break-induced replication
Cellular component (GO): MCM complex; nucleus
Molecular function (GO): ATP binding; ATP hydrolysis activity; single-stranded DNA helicase activity
Source: RefSeq, a predicted model, not a curated record